GCGAGAGAGUAGUACACGGGCUUCCGGUGUUCUGUUUGUGUACUGGAAGAAAGCGAACAUACCGUUGUUCCCUCAGCCGGACGAUUUGUCAUAUUAUCGAGACGCUUUACAGAUCAUUUACACAAAGGUAAGUUUUACAACAACCCUUUGCUUGAUAUAUUCUCCGUCAGUCGCUUCUAAAUAGCAGUUUUAGGGCGUCAAAUGUCACAUUGACGUCGACGAAAGAGGGCCGAUGGACAUUUGCUAACCCCGUUAGCCUCAAGCUAACGUGAAUGUUGCAGUCCUUGAUUGUUUCAUAGCAACUCGAGCGGAUUUCCUUUACAUUUUAGUAGAUACUGCCUCUUACAUGUACUAUAAUCCCGAGAGGCUGUUUGAAUGUUAAAAAUAAAGAUGUUUCCCAUGUAUCGUAGCUUGCUAACAUAAUACCCUUAGUUUUCGUGCUAACACACCUGGCCAUUGAAAAAAAUGUUCUUUAUUGACAACCAUAGAUGUCGGACGACUUGAUGAAACAGUUAAGCAAUUACAAAGCCCAGCUCCAACAAGUGGAAGUCGCUUUAUCUACCGACCCGGACAAUGAAGAUCUCCUCAAACUCCAGAAAGACUUACAGGUUAGUAUGUUCAUGUCAUUAACAUGUCACAAUGUUUGUAAUCAGAGAGAAAAGAUAACUGGGAAUCACAUUUCUUGUUUGUGUUUACAUACCUGCUGAAUAACGAUGAGAUGUAUGUCUAAGAACUGUGUUUUGUGUUUGCACAUUGGUAACCUGUGGUUAGAAAUAUAAACUCAUUGAUAUUAAAUACUAUUACACAAAACAGUAUUUUAUGCUGUUUGAAGAAAAUUUACUAAAUACUUAAGUUAUCUGCUCACCAUAGUGGGAACUAGGGCUGGGCGUGAUGGACCAAAAGUCAUAUCCUGAUAUAUUUAGGCUGAAUAUCGAUAUACGAUAUAUCCUGAUAUUAUUAUUGCAAAGUGAGAGCUAAUGUUUAGUCAUAGUCAAGGUCUUUACACACCGUGACCAACGCAAAUAUACGACGCGAAAUUACAAAAUGUUCGGAAGAGAAUUUUGACGCGCCUGACUAUACACAUCAAGACCUAAUGGUGCUGUGACAGCAACGCGAUUGAGUUUGAGACAGUGAAAAUACAUAUGGUAUGUUGUAUCUGAACAGGUUAGCGUACGAGCUAAGAUUACUUAGCACAGAUGAAAGUUAAAACAAAGACGUUUAGCAAACGAUGAAAGCACACAAACUAUCCUUCAUUAUGUUAUCUUUGUAAUGAUUGUGUCUUUUGUCAUAAAGCACUCUGUUCUCCGACACGUAAACAAUCAGCCGGUCGGCCAUGUUGGAUAUACCGGUGAAUCAGACGUUGCAACAACACGAAAUCUGAUUGGUCAGAAGUGGACACACAGUAUGUGAAACUUAAGAAAAAUCGACCGUUAUACGGAAAAAUAAAUGUCGCAAUAUCGCAGGACGGGAAAACGCUUGUAUGAUAGAAUACAGGUUCGAAAAAAAAGUUUACGUCUGAAAUAAUCGCACAAUGAAAACGCUCCCAGUGUGAAAGGACCUUCAAAGCCAAAUGUGACAUGUCACAAGUAGUUCUCUUGAAACUAGGUCGAUGAAAUUAUGCUCAGCUGUUCAAAGAACAAUAAAAUGUCAACAUAGAUACUUUAAAACCACAGGAAUACCUUCUUUUUUUUUCAAAUUGAAACGCUGCAUAAGGUGCACAUUUAAAUAAAAAAUAUAUCCUGAAAUAAAAAUAGCCCAUAAAGUAAAACAGGCCAAUCUUGUUCGGAAAUAAAUGUGUUUAUAUGAGAAAAGCAUCAACAUUUGACAACUAUAAAUGGUCUAUUAAAAUCAAAUAGCAGAUUUUCUUCUCCUCUCUAACAAAUCCAGAGAUGCAAACAACAAACACUACUAUAGAAUUAAAUACGACAAACCCUAGUAAGGGCAGUAUUUACAUGUAUAAAGACAGAACAGAAUAAAGUGCACAGUUUAAGAAAAUUGUUUUUUAACAUCAUUUUGAGAUUAUCCAUCUGUCUUUCUUAUCUUCUUAACAGUCUCAACCAGUUGCACAAACAUUUCCCCCUCUUUCUUUUUUACUUUUAUAAACCUUGAUAAACAGAUUGCGCUGUCUUAAGGUGGACAUUAAAGGACAGACAAGUGUGUCUUUCUUUGUUUAAAGAUUUUGUGUGAGGAACACUAGCCUGUCAACAACAGCAUCUGAUAUCUGUAUAUUAAUAUAUGCGAUUAUGGUCCAGUUCCAUAUCUCAUUUAAAAAUAUAUUGAUUUAUUUCUUAUAUUGAUAUAUCGCCCAGUCCUAGUUGGAACCAAUGAAUUGCAAGUGUUCAAUUUGUGUUUUCCAAGUAACGUCAAACUUCAUGUCAGUGGUGCAGCUCAUGCUCCCCAAUUACUUGACGUGUGUUUGAUUUUAUAAAUGUAACCCAUUCCCUUUUUGUGCUGUUCACUCAAAUAGUUCAGGAGGACUCUUUUCUAUCAUUCAUGUGCAUCUGACCCACCUGUUGACUGUGUUUCUUCCAUAGGAAGUCAUUGACUUAACAAAAGAUCUCUUGACUUCUCAACCCGCUGAAAGUGCGUCAAGCACUACUGGCUCAGACACAGUUCCCGUAAAGCUUGGCUGGAAAGUUGGGGACAAGUGUAUGGCUGCGUGGAGUCAGGAUGGACAGUGAGUAUCAUCACCCUCCUCUCUUCAAAGCAUGUUAUAAAGUGCCAGUUGAAUUUAAUAUCUGUGUUAGAUGGAAACUGAUAUGGAUUGAGCUCUGACAGUCAAUCGGUAGUUAAGAUGGAAAAUAAGUUAAUAAAGUCACUUUUUGCAAAAGCAUCGUUUGAAUGAAUACAUGUAAACCGAGAAAGGCAAUUGGUGUCAUUUGAUCCUGAAAAGAGGACCAGCUGUAAUUUCUGUUUGUUGUAUGUUUUGACCUCAGUCACAACAAAAACAAGUGUUUUUUAAUGUAAAUUAGAACUUUGUAGAGCUUGAGUCUUUGGCUCAUACUCACCUGCUUACAGACGUGAUUCUUUGACAGGGUGUAUGAGGCUGAGAUUGAGGAGAUAGACCGAGACAACAGCACCGCAGCUGUUACCUUCGCUGGUUAUGGGAAUGCGGAAGUGAUUCCUCUUCAGAACCUUAAAGCAGUGGAAGAGGGGAGACGCUCUGACGAGGACGGGGGCAAACCAAAAUCAAGGUAUGAACAAAACUGUCUAUUUAAAAGAGUGUAUACAUGAUCAUUUUUGUAUUCGACACUAACAAGGAAACACUGGAGUUUCUGUUCAUUUUCUUUCUGUGAAUAAUUACAACCAGAUGAUUGUGCAGAUGAUUCCCCUUUCACAAAACUAAGCUCAGUUAAAGCACUAGUGAGGAGAUUUUAGCUGGUUACAAAACAGUCUGAAAUGAAUACAGAUUCCUUUAUGUCACCUACAAAAGAAACAAGGACAUCACGGACAGAUUUGUCACUUUUAUUUUGUCUUAUAAAUGCUCUGAACCACUGCUGUGGGAUAAAAGAGUGAAUGUAGUGAUUAACAACAGCCUGCAAACAAAAACAGCCUUUUCCUUAACAUUAUUUAUUUACACCUUAUUAUUAUCAGGAUCAGUUAUUACAUUGCUUCAGCUGUUUUUCCAUUUUUGUGCAUAAAAGCUAACAUUGAUGUCCGGACUACUCUUCUGUCUACUGCCUUGUAAACAGACAUUUUCUUGUCUCUCCGAAGGUCUUGGUUACUCUCUCUCUGCCUCCUUUUAAAUUGUAUGGCUGCAAUUCUGAGACACCAUCACUACUUAGUAAAGUAAUAUUAGUUAAUACUGCUAACCACGAUUACACCUCUGCUGAAGCACUCUGUUAAACUUACUUGGCCUGGAAAUGAAAUUUAUAAAAGCAAAGAUCAAAACCCUCUCCUAGUAUUGUUGAUCAGUUAAAUUACUUGAUGAAUAUGUUGGUGUCUCUGAUACUGAGAGGGAAAAAAAUGCAUUAAAUGUCUCCAGAAUGGGUUGGAUUCUGCAGUACAGCUGCAUAAUCUUGCAUGCAUCAACACCUUCCUUUACUGGAAAUAUCAGUGCUUGGAAUUAUGAGUCAGCGCAUGAAGUGAGACACCUACUAUGCCUCAUAGGUGUUUUUUUUUUUACCUCGGUGGAAAAUGUAAUACCAGAAUUAAACACAAGUCUGGUAUUUUAUGUGCAUAUACUAAGAAGAAUGAUCGCAUUUGUUUGCACUUAAUGCAACAAAGCCAUCAGUAAAGCUCUUGUCAUGAAGCAGUUCAAUUAAUGACAUUUAAAAGCUAUGUUUAGAUCCUGUCUGUGGUCUUCGGGCUACAUUGAUUUUGCCAUUGAAGUUAUAUAUUUUGAAGGACAUAUUGGUUGAAACUUGAAUGUGGGUAUUUUUUUUUUAACAUUAUGAACAGGAUUUAGUUUGGCUCUUCUGCCUCCUGUCUGUCUUUUAGGAAAGAGCAGAUAGCAGAGCAAAGAGAGUAUAAGAAGAAGAAAGCCCAGAAGAAGGUGCAGAGGAUGAAGGAGUUGGAGCAAGAACGGGAGGAGCAAAAGUCAAAGUGGCAGCAGUUCAACAACAAAGCUUACUCAAAGAACAAGAAAGGACAGGUACGUUCUGUUCUUAUAGACUCUUUUUUUUUUUUUUUUCAAACAGUGCAGCGAAACCUGUUGGUGCAUUGUGGUGACAACAAAAUUGUUCUGUGCUUGUAAUACGUCUAUCCUGUGAGAAGGAACCGUGAAUGAGUGUAUGGUGUGUGUUGACGUUAAAAUAAUAAACUGGUAUUAACUUGUUUUUUCUGUUUUUAGGUAAAGAGAAGCAUAUUUGCGUCACCAGAAAGCGUAAAUGGAAAGGUGGGAGUAGGAACAUGUGGUAUUGCAGACAAGCCCAUGACCCAGUACCAUGACACGUCAAAAUACAACGUUAGACAUCUAAUGCCACAAUGACCUGAUCUAUUAUGUAUAUAAUAAUCCACUGUAUACUAGCUGUAUCGGUGCUUUCCAUUGUGUUGAUACAUGGUUUAAGUUUCUCAAGUAAAGAAAACUUCGAAAGGAAUUGCUUGCAAACCAUUGUUUAAAAUGUUGAUGUAGUUUUCUUAUAUAUUAUGUAGGUACAACAACAUAUAUCCAAAUGAAGGGCAAGUAGCCCUCUUCAGGAACAACCUGUUGUGUGAGAACAGGAAGUGAUGUUGUUGAAAAGCCGUAGAGUGUAUUGUUUGUGUCCAGCUUCCACUGAGGCCAAGUACCUGCUAAGAUGUGUACUAUUAACCAUCUGUAGAUAGGGUGUGUACAUUUCAGGCUGGACUCACAACAGACUCUGAAUAUUUAUAUUGAUGGUGAUUUGAGAUGGCUAAAUUUACAUUUUAUUUUCUGUAUAUAUAUUCAACAGCGAAAUAAACAUUGUUUUGUUUUCAGUUGUUUUUUCAAAUGAAAUUGAUUUUACCUUUUGUUCCUGUUUUUUUUUUUCACAUUAGAGGCAUAUUUAGUCUCCGGCUUUGUCCAGACCUGUAGAUGGCAGUAAAAACUUGUACCACUGUAAGUCCAUCCCUUAUAUAUGCAGCAUGCUGAAAAUGUUCAGACUGAUUUUUCUACUGAAAGUCAAUUAUCUUCAUUUUUUUCACUUUUUCAUGGUAAACAUUUUUAGAUUUUCUUUUUCUUUUCAUCAGUGUUUGCUUCGGUGAAGGAUGGUUAACAACCACCAUACCUUUGUUGAUUUGCUGAACAAAUUUUGUUGAGUUACAAGAAGAAAAAAAAAACGGACAAUGCUGGUUUAUGUCUGGGGUGGAAGAGGUUUAUUGAGAUUUCAGGGACAGUUAUCAGGAACUGUUACAAAGUACUAGCAAGGGACCAGCAGCACAUGUUUUGCAAAAAAGUCACCUCAGAUGGCUGAUUGAGCACAGGAGAAAACAUUCUGGGGUGUGCUUUGACAUACCUUCUUCACACAAGUCUUUUUCAUAGUGCAUUUUAUAGUUUCCCAAAAAAGGUUGGGGGUGAAAAGACCUGUAACAAGGAACUUUGUGCAAGAGUCAUAAACCCAUGUUAAGACACAAUUUGGUGGUAAUUACUUGGGACUUGAACCAGAAAAAUGCAAAUAAAUGUCUUAUUUGGCUUUGAUGGACUUUGACAGGUCAGCAGUGAAAUUCUGUGUCAAAUAUACAUUGAAUAAAACAUGGGAAGUUUAAAUCUUCAAAUUUCAAGGAUUUGAGCUUGUUCUUAUCUGCAACAAUAAAAAAGAAACAGUAUUAAACAUUGAAUUACAAACAAAAAUUGGUAUUCUGUAGUGUUUAUGUUCAUGCUACAGAUAUUUUUAAGACUUGUCAAUCCAAAGCACAUUACACUAUGAUUAGACAAGCUACAUUCAACAAACAUGCACCAUAGCUUUUUUUAAAUGUUAAAAAUCAAUUACAAUCAUUUUUAUUAUUAACUACCGGAGCAAGUUCAAAACUAGCAAACAGCAAUUUGGUGUUGGAAGGACAAAAUAGUGUGCCAAACACAGCCAACAUUUGAGAUAAAACAAAACUAGAUGCGUUAUUGCUUGAGCCUUGUGCUUGGACAAGUGCAGGAUAGCUUAUUUUUAAUAAAUGGAAUUUAUACACAGUGUGAAAGAUUCGUCAUUCUUUCAACAAAACACCAUUUUAAAUGCUUAAAACUUGUAGCAGUGGGGAUUAUUUGGUAAACAUGUUUUUAAAAAUGUGGAGAGAAAAAAACUGCAAAGGUGUUUUUUCAUUCAAGCAUAACCAAGACCUAGCUACAGAAAACUUAAAUAUACCAAAAUAAAUACUAUAACCAUAUGUAAAAUAAAUUAGGACUAAAGUGGACUUCACCUCCUGUUUGGAUACGACUGUUUUUCAGUCAAUAGUUUGGAACGCCACCUUAUUCAUGAUGAUUGUGGCGCCUUAAGCAGAGGUGAUAAAAGUGUAAUAAACGUUUUGGAAUGCAGACAUUGUAGCCCUUGCCACUGACUUGCACACUGACAAGAAGUGCCGUCUGGAUAUAUUAUCCAAAGAAAAAGGGCAAUGUUUUUACAAGGCAAAUGGAGCAAACGUUCCCAAUGGUGAGCUUCUAGCUGGUAUUGGGUGUGUUUGUGUUUUUGCUGGUUUCAGAGGGUUCAAUUGACUAAAGGUUGCAUUUUCCCUUCAGUUUUGGAAACUGGUGCAUUACGAGUCCUCUACAGGAACAGUUUUGAGUGCAGGUACAGUAAAUUCAAGCUGGUAUGGGUUAAGAGGUGUUCAGGUGAUUGGUUUAGUAACCUCUGAAAUGUGGAAACUGUUUAUUGCCAGAGAAGUUAAAUUUGAGGCUUUUGAACUCAGUGUUUCAAAGUGAUGCAAAGGAGCCUGUGGCUCUUGGAAGAAGGAGACAUUUUGAACUUUUAGACUGAGUUGGACUUAAGGCUGGUUUAUGGGUUGGAGUAGACCUUCGAUUUGACUGGUUAAGGAGGGGUUGAGGCUGGUUCUUCUUAAGACAGUUAACUUAAACUGAAGGGGAGAAUGAGGCUGAAGGCUGGUACUUUUUGAAAGGUGAAAGCCAUUGAGACUGCAGCUGGAGUGAAAGUAUAGGCUGGUGGUUUAAGCAGAGAAGGCCAGUUUUAGACUGCAGGUGGAGUAGCCCUCGUCGCUGGCCGAGCUUUGCCGGCUGCUGUGGUCAUCCAGGUCACUUGCACCACUGGUGCUUAUGCUGUCCAUUUCUCCAUGGGAGAACUCAGUGCUUUCCACAUCAACUUCAAUCUCCUCUGCUCAAAAGAAAAACAAGAAAAGUCUUCAGUGAUUUUUAUCAAUCAUGCAACUCAAGACUGAGCUUCUAUUAAUGUUUUUGUUGAUAAUUCUGGAUGAGAACUGAAUGCGCAAAACCAAACAAAACCCUCAGAUGAAUGCUCUGAUGUGCACACUGACCUCUGUCAGACUCUGAGCGGUCAGAGUCCAUGCGAGAGCCAAUGCUGUCCGUACGGACCCGCUCCCUCUCUCCAUGAGUCUGCAGCUGGGCUAGCUGCCUCUGAAGGUGCCUCUGCUCCCUCUCUAAAAUGUCCAGCUGGUGCUGACUCCUUCGGUCUGUCUCUUCAAGUUUCUGUCAAGAGGGAAAAGCAGAAAGGGUAAAUGAGUUGUUUUUAUGAAUAACAUUCACAGAUCUAUCAGUGUUUGUGGGUUCAGUGUGCCACAGUCGGUGUAACUGUAUACUAUCUUAGCCAUAUACUGUUAUAUGUUACUCUUAUGAUGACUCCACUUCUGUAUAUUUACAUUCUAUAUUCAUGGAGUUGGGUUAGCCUCUCUCAUAUGCAGUGAUGUAAAGUUAAUAUGUAGUUGUAGCUGCUGUCAAAUGUGACGCCUCCUGAGCCUUGUGAUACAUUAUUCAACACACACAGACGGCGUGUUGCUGGUGGGAAUUCAUAAGGAAUAGCUGCUGUUUCAGAAUGGGAUGGAUAAAAGUGCAAGAUCUUGUUUUGCAUUUGCUGGAAAUUUUGUAUUUUUGCCUUCUUGGCUCUUUAAGUUCCCCUAAAUUGUCCUUGGAUUUUGGUUCAUGUGUGGUUAAUAGUAGAUAUAAAGCUUGCAGACUGUAGAUUGUUUUCCAAAAUGGCUAGAUCGCAUAAAACUAAAGGUCCAAAGAUGCACUUUGAGCUUAAAAUACAUUUGAAUCCUUUCAUUUUACACCAGUAACAUAAUUUGCCAGUGCCAAAAGUAAAAUAAGAACUCAUACUACUGCAAUACCAAAGUCCUAAAAGUCCAACUGUUCCUAAAUAUAUUCAAUCAGCUACUGCAACUGUUCCAAACAAUUUUCUUGUACAUGUAAAAAAUUUGACAUCUUUUCAUUUCAAUGUGAAUUUUCAAGUAUCCAUUUGUAUGUUUUCCAAUCUCUUUCAGCUCUAAUGCUUCCUGUAUACACUCUCUUAUUCCAAAAAUAAAUCACAGCAGUAUCCAGAAGCCACAUUUCCUGGACCUCAAACAGGGAAGUCCAAAGUCAAACGCUGACAUUACGGGGUGUAUUACCCAUAACCCCACACUGUGACAAACUCCCACAGACUUUUGCUAGGCUUGUUGCAGCCCUCAUUUAUCCACUUGCUCCCCACCACUGAAGCACUGAACAGAUCAUCUCUUUGGGCUCUGACUGCAGCCAUCAGGGAAGCUUCAGUGUUGAGUUCUAGAUGCUCUGAUGCUACAAAAUAUUUUUUGGAUCAUCAGUUUCAGAGUCCCUUAAAGGUCACAAAGUAGUCUGUUCAGAUUGGUAAAUCUAAUAGUGCGACAGAUCCGGGGCUCAAAGGGAUUCGGUAACAUUAAGAGUCAUUUCAAAGAUGCAAGUUCUCCAUUAAAGACAUACUAGGGCUCAGAAUACCACAAAAAGGCAAGGAGACUAAGAAACAGAAAAACCAAAACAACUUAAUGAGAACCAUCACAUCCCCAGUCUGAGGCCAAAGUUCCUGAAGGUGCAGUUUUUGAAUGCUUAUAAAAAUCUUAUUGGACAGUACCUGUGAACCCCCCCUCAUUUUUGCACUAAUGCAAUCUUACCAAAUCAACUUUAAGCCAGAGAAUAAGAGAUAAUUAAAACCAAACUUGUAGUGGUUAGCUGCAUACUGUGCUCUUUUAUAUUGUAGAAAUGGACUUUAGCCUUUCCCAUUAAAACACAAGGCAAUUAAUCCAGACUGUUCUCCUUUUUAUCUUGUGUUUCCUAUCAUGUCAGUUACAGCAUAAUAGCAAAGUUCAAAUCAAUUACAGUCCAAAUAUGUCUAAAUAUCAAGCUAUAGACAGUGGAGCUGCACUGUGAGUUUCUCAGGACAUUAUCUUAAACAGAACAGCAGCCCAAAGAGUAGAGUGGGGGUCUCCAAGUCUAAGAGACAGAGGUUUACAAUGCAGUACAAUAAAAAAAACGGACUUGAACAGUUUCUUGUAAUUCAUCGCUGUUCAUCCAAACUGAAUCUGAUCCAAGUCUGAGACAUUGUGCAAAGCAAUCGACUUUUCUAACUGAUCAAGCUGAUCACAUUUCUGGAAAGAUACAUGAUAAAUUCUGUUUAGCCACUCCAGGUCAUAGACAUGUAAUCAUAAACAUGUAACUGACUCUGGUAAUAAUGUUACAGUGGAUGAGUUAGACUACCGCACCUUGAUGUGUGCUUUGGCCUUGUUGAGCAGUCCCAGUGUGGUGUGCCGACUGCAGUCUGGUCCCAGAGGGAUCAGUGACUUCAACCUCUCCAAACACAAGCGGAGAUGUGCUCGUCUAUGGGGGGGAAGGGACAAUGAGGAAGGGUUGUUUCCCCUCAUGACUUAAAGAACAUGCAGAAGUGUGCGACAUAAUAAAUAAUAUAUUACAGGAAACUUACAAACUAAUAUAUCAGCUUUCUCCCCAACAAUCCUAAUAGAGUUUAAUAUUCCCCUGAUAUUCAUUGGUAAUCAUUUAGACAAACAGUAAUUUGAUUCGCCCUGAUCUAUACAAGUGAUGCAAAUUGUCCUCAUUUUGGUAUCUGACCCAGUUAUCUCACUCCUUAGAAAUUGUAUAUGGAUCACUCUGCUCCUAGAUCCUGUCUCUGAUUCAACAAGGUUUCUGAGCUUGUGGUCAGAUGAAUGCAGGAAGGGACGCUCACUACUCCCUGAAAUAAUGGAGGAAAAUGUAGGUCAAGUUGUGAUGUCAUCCCCGCUCUCUGCAUUGGCCACCAUUUUGAAUUAAAAUGGUCCAACAUGAAGUAGGCCCUCCUCUCAAAGAUGCUGUUUUCCAGAUCAUCUCUUCACACCAAGAGUCUCCCACAUGCU
This is a messenger RNA of Xyrichtys novacula (pearly razorfish), 10710 nucleotides long. NCBI's taxonomy places the organism in Eukaryota, Metazoa, Chordata, Actinopteri, Labriformes, Labridae. The record is from the annotation of a GenBank genome assembly.